AUGUUCUCCCAGUUCGUCCAGUUACCAUUCGAUGUGCACCAUCAAAUCGCAACCAGGCUCGACGUGCGGUCGUUUGACAAGUUGGCAAAGACGUGCAAGUCUCUGCGGCGACAUCUCCAGGAUGAGAAUACCGCAAAGCAUGCCAUCCAGGCAAGUCUGCGACAUUGUCUCUGGGUACAGCUCGCCCUGUCUCCCGCGGCGCCCGGUCCGAGACAGACGCUGUCCCGGAUCAUCGACUCUCAGUCGGCCUUGCAGCAGGCGUUGCCCUAUUCGGCAUGUAUUAUAGCAUAUGCCAGCAGCUUUGCGUAUUCUUUCGGCAUUUUGUGCUACACGACGGCGAACGGCCUGCGGAUUCUGAACUUCAACAGCCGUCGAGCGACCGAGAAGGUGCUCGACAGCAGCGUCUUUGCCCGGGAGAUCAGCGUCACGACCAGGGGAGAGGACAAGGCUGUAGAUUUGCAGUCGAUCAAGUCGGUCCAGGUGCAGAGUUACGCGGCGGGCGUGGUGGUUCUCCUGUGUGAUUUCGGGCCUUUUGGCCAGUAUAUCUUUGCCUUGAAUAUAGCCGACAAUAAGACAUCGUCCACUCGCUUGGAAAAUGGCGGUGGCGGCAGUGGGGGACGUCACCCGCGUGUCCGGCUGUGUAUCCCCAUCCGGUCCAGCAACAAGCUGUUCGUCCGCAAUAAUGACCGCUUCGUGGUGCUGGGCUCGCACUCGGCGAUGGGCAGCCACAGUCAUCACGAGUGGUUGCUGCACGUCCACAGUCUGGAGACGGGCUUGUCGGUGACGGGGCAGCCACUGCAGCUGCGGGACUUUUACGGGUCCGAGAUUGGGUCGACGGCCUGCUUCACGGUCCACCAGGACGAGUUCUACGCCAUCACGAGCCAGACGAGCUUCGAGAGCGAGGAGGUCGACUGGACGAGCUACUACAACGUCAUCAAGUUCCGGCUGGACGAUCCGGACCCGGAGCUGACCGUCCAGCGCAUCUGGAGACGGCAGCAUCUGGAAGGUCCUAUCAACGACGCGUGGAACGACCUGGGCUUCCAGAUCGACCACUCGACAGGCGAGCUUUUGGUCGUCGAGGGCCGCAAGGAGUGGCUCAACGGCGGCAGCCGCUCCGUCCGGACCUACUACACGCAGCCCAUAAGCCGCGCCGAAUUCAAGGACUUGAAGACCGGGUUGCGGCAUCCGCCCAACGACCGCCUCAGCGUCACGCUCGACGAGCACAGCAACAGUCGGUGGGAGGAGCCCAUGGUGCGCAUAGACAGGUACGUGCACGAGGAAUACCGAGUCGAUGGCACUAGUGAGCCCACGCCCAAGGAAUACAUCCGCGCCAGGACCAAGUGGAAUGGGUAUUCAUUCAACGCGCAGGCCUUUGUCGAUCUCGUGACGGACGAGGCGACCAUCGAAGGCGAGUGGCGGCCGCGGCAGCGCAUCAAGUUGCGUGUGGCCAGUAGACAGGAGAUUAGCCCUCUGGUCGAAGACGCGACAACCAUGACAAACGGAUCUGUGGCUCUCGUGCUUCGCAAGCGUAGGCGCGAUCGCGAGGGCCAGGAGAUCGAGGACGGAGAGCGCGCCUACACGCCGAGCAGGAUCUCUUUGUGGCCCCCAGACGACGCGCCCCAGGGACUGCACGACGUCCUCUGCCCUGAAGGCCGAGCAGGGGACGUCAAAGCCAUGCUGGGAGACGAGGGCAUCGUGUACAUGGCCGGUCCCCCGCGUGAGCCGGGCUCAGCCGAGCGGGCUCUCGUCUUUGUGUGCUUCGACCCGACCUUUGGUUUCGAGGGGAUGCUACGGCUCGAUGGCAGUCCAGCUUCGCCGAGAUCAGAAAGGAAGAGAAAGGUGACGGCGCCCUGCCACGGGGUCAACGAGACGCAGGAAUCUGUCAGUUUAGACGGGAGGGGGCAGAGCCAGCACAAGUUCGACGGCGACCUCACGGACCACACGAAACGGCUGAAGCUGGAAGCGUUGCUCAAGCUAGGGGAGACGAAACACUCGACUUCUUCUCCAUCACGGAGUGACGAGCAGGAAAUUUCUGUCCUCCCACAAGACCAGAUAGUCGAACCGGGCCUGAGCCUCUAUCCAACUCCCGUGCCUGUCUCGCCCACCAAGGAGUUCUAUUCUACGGCGUCAGUGCCCUCUGGCCCCGUCGAGUUACCAUUGACGGUGCAGCCCCAGACGUCCUUGCUGGCCGGGAUCCUGAAACCGAACCCGACGCUCGACUCCAGAGUGCCUCAGUCGCAGCUACAGCUUCUGCCCUCUCCGUCGCCCUCGCCCUCGCCGUCUCCAUCACAAUCCGCAUUUUCCGCGCGCCUUUCCAAACCCCUACAAAGCCCGUGUCCCCCACGGCAGACUGGCCAAGGUCAAGCCAAGGGCAAAGGCAAGGCCUCGGCACCACCUCCCGCAGGUCUCCAGACGUGGCGGGAAAAGGCAAUGUACAUGUCCAUUGGCAAGGGAUACUGGCUGCGCUGA
Molecule: messenger RNA, 2469 nt
Organism: Fonsecaea pedrosoi CBS 271.37
Lineage: Eukaryota; Fungi; Ascomycota; Eurotiomycetes; Chaetothyriales; Herpotrichiellaceae
Exons: 2
Coding region: 1-2469 (822 amino acids)
Molecular function (GO): protein binding
Source: RefSeq, a predicted model, not a curated record